Messenger RNA from Paralichthys olivaceus (Japanese flounder), 828 nucleotides. NCBI's taxonomy places the organism in Eukaryota, Metazoa, Chordata, Actinopteri, Pleuronectiformes, Paralichthyidae. The record is from RefSeq and is a predicted model, not a curated record.
CUGAGUGUGAGCAUAAGAUCCACAGCCCCAUUGGGACCCUGAGCAGCCCCAACUGGCCAGACAAGUAUCCCAGCCGUAAGGAGUGCACCUGGGACAUCACGGCCACGCCGGGGCACCGAGUCAAGAUCAGCUUCAGCGAGUUCGAGAUCGAGCAGCAUCAGGAGUGUGCGUACGACCACCUGGAGGCCUUCGACGGGGACACCGACACGGCCGCCAUCUUGGGUCGACUGUGUGGCAGCAAGGUCCCGGAGCCGCUGGUCUCCACCGGGAACAAGAUGUACCUCCGCUUCAUCUCUGACGCCUCGGUGCAACGAAAGGGCUUCCAAGCUACACACUCCACAGAGUGCGGAGGUCGUCUGAAAGCAGACGCUCGUCAGAAGAACCUUUACUCUCACUCCCAGUUCGGAGACAACAAUUACCCAGGUCACACAGACUGUGAGUGGCUGCUGACGGCAGAGCAGGGCUACGGCAUCGAGCUCAGCUUCAUCACCUUCGAGGUAGAGGAGGAGGCCGACUGUGGGUAUGACUACAUCGAGCUGUACAACGGGUACGACGCAAACUCACAUCGACUCGGACGCUUCUGUGGCUCAGGGCCCAGGGAGGGGAUUUACUCACCCGGGGAUGCGAUGCUGAUCCGUUUCCAUAGUGACGACACCAUCAGUAAGAAGGGCUUUCACAUCCGCUACACGAGCACCAAGUUCCAGGAGAGCCUCCACACCAGGAAGUGAUGUCACACGGAGCCCGUGACCUCCUCUGACCUCUGCGCAGCCCCGCCACUGUUACCCUGACCUUUGCCAUGGCAACGAGAAAAGUACAGCCUGUCCCCCC